Messenger RNA from Dovyalis caffra, 198 nucleotides. The record is from the annotation of a GenBank genome assembly. NCBI's taxonomy places the organism in Eukaryota, Viridiplantae, Streptophyta, Magnoliopsida, Malpighiales, Salicaceae.
AUGCCCUUUUUCCCAACUGUGAAGACAGCAGCAAAGCAUCAGACUCUGACAAUAAGGAAAUUUGCUAUCCUGGCAUCUGUGAAGCUUCCCUCUGGUUUCCUACUAAUCAAGAAUGCCUUCACUAGUUAUGAAUUUGCCUCUGAAGGAAAACAUUUCGCCCCUCGAGACCUAUUUUCGAAAUACAAAACAGUGGCUUAA